Paramormyrops kingsleyae is the source of this 2574-nucleotide messenger RNA. It is a transcript of the gene dbf4, whose product is annotated as DBF4-CDC7 kinase regulatory subunit. The record is from RefSeq and is a predicted model, not a curated record. Gene Ontology annotation, biological process: regulation of cell cycle phase transition; positive regulation of nuclear cell cycle DNA replication. NCBI's taxonomy places the organism in Eukaryota, Metazoa, Chordata, Actinopteri, Osteoglossiformes, Mormyridae. Gene Ontology annotation, cellular component: Dbf4-dependent protein kinase complex. Gene Ontology annotation, molecular function: protein serine/threonine kinase activator activity; nucleic acid binding; zinc ion binding.
CAGCAUUCCUCGCCAGACAGAGGAUUGUGGGAUACCUUUGUAAGAAGCGGGAAAGAGGAAACCCGAUUUGAACAGCGUAGUUCGAAAUGUAGUCAGUUAGCAUACUAGCUAUAAACUCAAGUAUAAUUUUUACUUCUCUGUAUUGGGGAACACGCUCGAACAUUUGCCUAGCCGGCUGUUUCUCACCAUAGAGCUAGCUGGCUUCCUAAAAUGAAAUCUAGAGAAACUGCGGAUGGUGGACCUAACAAGGCAUCGUGUAAAAGAAGCGGCGUGGUGAAGGACUCCCGCUCUUCAGAAGGGCGGCCUCUGCUUGGGAAGUGUUUCUACCUGCACCUAGUAUCCAAUAAGAAAGCUGAAUCGUUGGAGAAGGACAUCACACUGUUAGGAGGGACCGUUGAAAAGUUCUUCAGCAAGGACAUUAAGUACCUCGUAUCAGACAAGAGGGAUGCCAGGUUUGUCCGGGGCCUGGGAAGGAACUCACCGGUGGCCAGCCCAGACUCGGGUCACAGUUCCCCCCUCCCCAGACAGCGGAGUCCAAAAGGCAGUUCUCAGGGUGUCACGGAUGCUGUAAUUGCAAGUAGAGGAAAGUCUUUGGUUGAGAGAGUAAUAAAGGAACAGGAGAGGGUACAGAUCAACAGAAUUUUAUCUAAUGCCUUGGAGUGGGGAGUCAAAGUCCUGUAUAUUGAAGAUAUAAUCUCUUAUGUUGAAAAAAAGAAGAAAAAUCUCACUUUAAAGAGUAAAGCUGUGUCUGCUUUAAAGAAUGAGACUAAAACCGGCUUGACCCAAAGAGGUUCUUUUCAGAAACAUGAUGCUGGGAGGAUCAACAGGCCUUUUGUAAAAGUGGAGGACCGGACCAGGCAGUAUAAGCCGAACUACCGCUCCAUGACAAACCUGCCUGAGUUAAAUUUCACGACUGCACCCCCCUGCACGCCAUUUUACGUGGAUGAUCAUGGCAAAGACGGUCACGGAAAGAAAAUUAAGGAACGCAGGCUUAAAAACCAGAAAUCUGCAGGAAGUCAGGAUGGCGACAAUGUUAGACCUCACAAGGUGAAGGAGAAGAAGCUUGGUGGAUACUGUGAGUGCUGCCGGGUGAAAUACGAAGCUCUGAGGACGCACCUCAGCACAGAGCACCAUAAAGCCUUUUCCAAGACUGACGCCUACGAUGUUGUGGACCAACUCAUCUCAGGGAUGGAGUUUGAUGUUACUGAGAUCAAACAAAUGAAAAGGGGAGGGUGCAGUGUUUCCUCUGCUGUCCAAGUUUCUAUGCCAAAACUGGCCCUGCAGGAUAGGAGAGAAGUGUGUGCGCCAAGGCUCCAGGACACCGGAGGAGGCCAUGCUUCUAAGGGAGCCUCCUGUUGGGCCUCCGCCUGGGAGCCCUCAGCCUCCUGUAGGCCGAGGAAGCGCAGCAAUGAGGCUCUCGCUGGCGGCUGCGGCCCCGAAGUGGCGCAUUCCCGUAGACGUGAAAGAACACGUGUGCUCGGGCCUGCAGUCGCAGCGCAACAGGGCAACUGCCCGUGUCACUUGGCACAAAGUAGCACCUCUGAUCGAACUCUCGCGUCAGCCUCUGGACAGCAGCUUGACAACAGCGUGGCAGUAAUAGGACAUAACAGGGAGGAGACGGCAGACAGGAAAGCCAACAGAAACGGUUCUGUUUCACUGGACACUGUGGGCGCUUUUCAUCUUUCCCAUGUGGUCAGUAUCAGUACGACGAGCACUGACCACACGGAUGCGGCAAGGACUUUGCAGAACAGGGUCCAGAUGGCAAGAGCGACGCGCGAGGCAGUGACUCUGUGCGCCACGAGCAGCGAUCUCAGUGAAUCGCAGUGGCCCCCCGACGAGAAACUGCAAAGGAAGAUCUGCAGUGUCAGAAGGCGCCGGAAAACUGUCCGAGCUUCAGAGGGACCUCUUAAAAAUGCGGAGUCCUUAACUGGUGUGCUGUGGCAACUCUUUCAGUCCAGCGAAGACAUGGAAUGGGAUUUCAAGGGGUUUGAAAUCCAGUGACUGCACUUUGGAGGUUCUGAUAGUGGCCUUACCUCUUGACUUCUUUACAUGUAUAAAAAAUGAAAUAAUUUGAAUGCCGGUACAGACAUUGCAGGAAGCUGCUCCCCUGCUGUGUUUAUGACAGGGCUUCACUUCUUGUUCUGUUUGCUCAACUGAAUGUCUGUCAAUCAAAUCAUACUGGCAGGAAUGACUGCUCCUGUAUUCCUGUACAGAGAAUAACUCAUGCCAGUGUUUCUCAAUCCUGCCUUCUGGGACCCACAGACAGUCUGUCUUUUUGCUCCCUGCCCGACGUGGACUGUCUGCAGCUCCCUGAGGAUUGGAUUGGGAAACACUGAUUUAUGGUGCUGGUAUCAGGCAUGGAGCACGGACAGGUGCCUUUUCAAAACAGUGUGAUCUCCAUGUAACUGAAAUUACUAUAUGAGAUUGUUUGAAUGUUGUGCUCUUGAAUUAUGGCAGAUGCUUGGAAAAAAUAUUUUAAUGAAUAUAUAAAAGAAGAAAAAAUAGAGGUGUGGGUAUUAUGCCCUGUAUUGUGUGUAGUGCAGAGGUAAGGUAAUUAAAAAUGGAAAAUGACCA